Messenger RNA from Cyprinodon variegatus (sheepshead minnow), 1860 nucleotides. RefSeq names its product galactose-1-phosphate uridylyltransferase (gene galt). Gene Ontology annotation, cellular component: cytoplasm. The transcript is spliced from 11 exons. Lineage: Eukaryota; Metazoa; Chordata; Actinopteri; Cyprinodontiformes; Cyprinodontidae. The record is from RefSeq and is a predicted model, not a curated record. Gene Ontology annotation, biological process: beta-D-galactose catabolic process via UDP-galactose, Leloir pathway. Bases 200 to 1294 code for a protein of 364 amino acids. Gene Ontology annotation, molecular function: UDP-glucose:hexose-1-phosphate uridylyltransferase activity; zinc ion binding.
GUUUUUUUACUAUGUAAAUAAUAAAGUCAUUCAUAUUCCUGCUCUACAGUGAUCCGUCCCAAACGGCACGCCUUUCCGCUGGUUCUGCUCCUCCAUAGGCUAAAAGGCUACGGCUGAACAGUGUGGGACCAUGCUAAAGUUCACUUCGAGUUAAUGAUUACUUCGUACUACAUCGAAGAAGAGCUUUUAAACAGAGAUCAUGAGCGGUGUUCCAGAUCCCAGCUUUGAUCCCAAAGAGCACCAGCACCUGCGUUACAACCCACUGAGAGACAGCUGGGUCCUGGUGUCCGCCCACCGCAUGAAGAGACCCUGGGCUGGGCAGGUAGAGAAACCUCCUGAGGAGCAAAUACCCAGAUAUGAUCCCCGGAACCCUCUCUGUCCUGGAAACACAAGAGCUAACGGAGAGGUAAAUCCAAGCUAUGACAGCACGUUUGUGUUUGAAAAUGAUUUCCCUGCUCUUCAGCCCGAUGCUCCAGAUCCUGGCUCUGAUCAACAUCCAUUAUUCCAGUCCAAAGCAGCCAGAGGUGUAUGUAAGGUAAUGUGUUUCCACCCCUGGUCUGACGUAACCCUCCCUCUGAUGAAACACCAAGAGGUUGUCAAGGUGAUCGAUAAAUGGGCUGAGCUUUCGGAGGAACUCGGUGCAACAUACCCAUGGGUUCAGAUCUUUGAAAAUAAGGGGGCAAUGAUGGGUUGUUCAAAUCCACAUCCUCACUGCCAGGUGUGGGCCAGCAGCUUCCUGCCCAAUGAGCCUGCUCUUUCGGACCGCUGCCAAAGAGCGUACUUUCAGAAUCAUGGAGAACCACUGCUGGUGCAGUACGCAAAGCAAGAGGCAGAGAAAAAGGAGCGUGUGGUGGUGGAAAAUUCUGAUUGGCUGGUGGUGGUUCCUUAUUGGGCAACGUGGCCCUACCAGACAUUGCUGUUGCCAAGACGACAUGUCCUCAGAAUCAAUGACCUGACAGCGGAGGAAAGAGGGAGUCUGGCAGCCAUUAUGAAGCAACUGCUGACCAAGUAUGACAACCUCUUUGAAGUAUGUUUCCCGUACUCAAUGGGCUGGCAUGGUGCUCCAACUGGCCCUCAUUUGAAAGAAGACAACUCCCACUGGCAACUUCACGCUCAUUACUAUCCACCUCUGCUGCGUUCAGCCACAGUUAAAAAGUUCAUGGUGGGGUAUGAGAUGCUCGCUCAGGAGCAAAGGGAUCUAACUCCUGAACAGGCUGCUCAGAAGUUAAGAAAUCUUCCAGAGGAGCACUAUAAAACGAGAGCAAACCAUGAAAAAGAAGAAAAAAGCCAAUGAAACGACCCAUUAAAAGCUUGGGAAAGGUCUUUUUGGAACCCUACCAGUAAAAAGAUGCCUUUAAAAAAAGUGGUUUAUCUCUGUACAAAUAAAAUCCCUAUGAGCUGUAAACACAGUCAAUGCAUCUUGUUCUGUCAUUGUGAGGCUGCAUAUUUUGAAGAGAAUAUGUAUAGAAACAAAUAAUUACGUCACAUCUACUGUAUAAGAGAAAAAUGAUAAUUUAAUGAUGAAUAUUUCCAGGAAAACAAACAAAGAAAUUUCGGAUAAAAUCAACACUCUUGUUCUUUUGAAGGGAUAAAUUGAGGUUUCCAUCUUCCAUCUUCACCUGACAAUAGCAAUUUCAUUUACAACUCUGAUCAGGAGUGAAAGUGUAACCAAACUGAAAAACAGUCUGUGUAAGCAGUCUGUUCGGUAUGUUUUAAAAGGCAUUCACAGUUAAUCAUGACUUGUAAAGGUUGUCAGUGUAUUUUAGGCAUUAAUAAGGGGGGAACUGAAACUUGAUCUAAUUUUAAUGUAUUUUCUUUCCUCCUUGGUGUGAAUAUGAACUUGCAAUAAAUGCCAAAUGA